This is a messenger RNA of Fraxinus pennsylvanica, 318 nucleotides long. The record is from the annotation of a GenBank genome assembly. Lineage: Eukaryota; Viridiplantae; Streptophyta; Magnoliopsida; Lamiales; Oleaceae.
AUGAAUUCAUGUGGGGUCGAUAGAAAAUCUGUCGGGAUCUCAUCAGACGCCGUCCUCGACUCUCAGUUCACUGCCAAGCUGUGCUCACCGCAGUGUUACCAGAACUGUCCCAACAUUGUGGAUCUUUAUUACAAUUUGGCUCUCGGAGAAGGAGCAUUUUUACUUGAUCUGUGCAAAUCUCAACGAACAAAUUCACGCCAUUCAAUGGCUCAAAUUCAAAGUUCUGGUGCAGCUCUUGGCCCUAUUGCUGCUGGUCCUAUGUCUGCUUCUGCUCCUUCUCCAUCUUCACCUAUAGAUUGUGCUCCAACUCCAAUGUAA